This is a messenger RNA of Coccomyxa subellipsoidea C-169, 6418 nucleotides long. RefSeq lists its product as hypothetical. NCBI's taxonomy places the organism in Eukaryota, Viridiplantae, Chlorophyta, Trebouxiophyceae, Coccomyxaceae. Gene Ontology annotation, cellular component: membrane. Gene Ontology annotation, molecular function: sodium:proton antiporter activity. The transcript has 32 exons. The record is from RefSeq and is a predicted model, not a curated record. Bases 1 to 5664 code for a protein of 1887 amino acids. Gene Ontology annotation, biological process: proton transmembrane transport.
AUGGUCGCCGAAGGUGACCACCAUGCGGACGUAUGCGUUGACCACAAGAUCUCCUACAGCGAACAUUAUGACAAUAAAGGCGGCAUCCUUCAGGCCUUCAUGUUUCCCACGAACGGCGGUAUGGGCCACCUGGGAAACUCCAUUGCCUGGUGGCUAGGAAUAGAGCCCUACGAGCUCUUCCUCUAUGUCUUCCUGCCACCACUGCUACUGGAUGCAGCCGUGCGCAUUGACUUCUUCCUCUUCAAGAAGGCAUGGGUGAAGAUCCUGACGCUGGCAUUUCUGGUGGUGGCGGGGAGCUGUGGCCUGCUGAUCCCCAUCAUGCUCUAUGUCCUGGACUUGAGGAGCGAUGGCUGGACGUGGCAGUAUGUGGCUUUGUUUGGCAGCAUGUGCGCCAGCACAGAUGCUGUGGCCAUUGUUGCCACCAUGAAGACGAGUGGGGGCCCCAGGAGUCUGCGGCUGCUGUUGGAAGGGGAGUCAUUGCUCAACGACGCGUCUUCCAUCACCCUCUUCACCAUUUUUCUGGCUGAGGUGCAGGACAUGCGGAAUGGGCAGACUGCGUCGGGUGGGGAGGUAUUGGGAAACAUAGUCUCCAAGACUUUGUGGUUGGCUGUGGGCGGCGCGCUGAUUGGGUUGGGUUUUGGGAUUGUCAUGCGCUACAUUCUGCGCUGGAUGCGCCACCUGGGCGCUGGCAUAGAGCAGCAGGUCGCCAUGACCUUUGCCAUCGGCUACCUCUCCUACUACACCGCCAAUGCCCCAGCCCAUGUCUCAGGGGUGAUUGCGGUGGCUGUGUUUGGUCUGUAUGGAGCGGCGACCUCCAAGUGGGACAUGUCAGUCAAGGUGGAGGAGAGCGGCGCCUUUGAUGCGUUCUGGGACACUAUCGCCUUCAUUGUGAAUGCCAUUGUCUUCUUCUACUCCGGUGUUGCAUGCAUCAACUUUUUCGUCAGGUCAGCACAGGAGCUGCAGGCUCAGGGGCAGCUGUCGGCCUUCACGGGCACGCUGUGGCGGUUUCCUCUGGUCUACCUGAUCAUCUUCAUUGUGCGCUUCCUGCUCAUCUGCCUGUUCAGGCCGCUGUUCCGCCUCAGCCGUCAGGACCUGCCCUUCAAGGAGAUUGCCUUCGCCACCGUCGCCGGGCUGCGAGGCUCUGUCUCCCUCAUCCUCACUCAGGCGGUCGUGGUGGACCCUGCCUCUCGCAAUGCUGGCCCAGAAGUCACGAAAAUCAAGGCGGAGAUAGUGCUGUGGACGGCUGGGUUUGUGUUGAUGACCCUGGUCAUUAAUGCACCCCUGCUGCCCUUCUUCCUGCGGGUCAGCGGGCUAGCAAAGGUUCCGGACGCCAAGAUGAGGAUGCGCAAGAGAGCUGUCCAUGCCUUGAUGUCCCACACCAAUCACUCCAUCAGGGACCUGAGGAACGAUGAGGACGAGAUGCUCAGAGGGGUGGACUGGGGCGGGGUGGAGAAGUAUGUGGAUCUCAAAGAGUGCUACCAACAUUACCUGGAUCCCCUCUAUGUGGCGCCCAGAGUGCGCGUGUGGUACCUGCCGUGGACAUGGUGCUACAAGCCUGCCAAGAAGAAGGAUACCUCCACCCACAGCCACAGCUACAAUGGCAGUCACCACACGCGGGGGGCCCUAGGGAAGCCCACCAACCGGUCCAUGAACAGCUCCGGCCUGGACUCCAACUUCACCAUGAUGGAGGCCGAUCGCGUCUUCGGCCGCGCCUCCGAGUGGUCCAUGCCUGCCGAUCUUGAGACUGGCUUUGCUGAGGACUCGGACACUGGCAGCGGGUCAGACUCGGAGGACGGCUCCUCGGAUCACAACGAGCUGCCAUUCCUGGCGCGCGAGAGUGUCAUGGGCGCGCGGUCUGCGCAGGACAGGGCCAACGGCGACAAGAAGCCUGUCAAGCUGAACCGGGAGAGCCAGGCCGGCCCCAUGAAGCUGCCAGAAGCCGUGGAAGCCAUCACUGGCGUGGAUGCCUCGCACCUUCCCCACCUACCAGGGGCCAAGGAUGGCAGCAAGCACGGCGGCAAGAAGGGGAAGGGCAAGGCUACCAUGUCAGAGAUGCAGAAGACGUCCUCAAUAGGCAGUCUCGACUCACAAGCGCUCACACCGCGUGCAAAGUCUUCUGCCAAGGCGGUGCAGGCGGCCGCAUGCAAGGUUGUCAUAACCCCGGGCGGCCCCCUGCCGGUGCCGGCUGGCGCUGCCUGGAGCGACUCCAUCAGCACCACCAACAACCUCAGCCUCUCCUAUGGCACCCCUGCUCAGGAGCGUCUGGCAACGGCGACGCGCAAGUUGAAGCACCUGCGCAUGAAGGCGCCGGGCGGGCAGAGCCUGGCGAGCGGCGGCAGCCUUAAGAGCAUACCCAGCCCCAGGACGGCGCCCGCCUCCGGCACAAACAGCAGUGCCCCCUCCAGUCAGUCCGUGCACGACAGCCAGAUGUCCCUCACUGCGCCCGCCGUCGAGAUGACCAACCAGGCAUGUGGUCUGCUCCUGACUAGCCGCACGGGCAUCUUGAGGGCGGCUACAGUGCCCGGGGAGAUCGAGCAGGGGCCGACGCCGCGGGGCGGGUCGCCCACGGUGUCCUGGCACCGCUCCGUCACCAGCGGCAACCAGCGGCGGCCCCCACUCUCCAACAUCUUUCCCGGGGCUGGCCGCUCCUCGCCGCCGCGCUCCAACCUGGGGUCCACUCCCCUCGAGCAGGCGGGGGGUCCGCCCCCGGCAGAGGGCCCGGCACGCGCAACGGCGCCGGCCGACGGGGAAGCUGGGGAAAGCCGCGCGGAUGCUGGCCCCAGCAUACCUAAGAGUUCCAGCGGGGACGACCUGCUGAAGGGCUCGGUGAAGCAGGCGGCCGCGCGCGGGUCUUUCACCUCGACGAUGUCCUGGCCGCGCGCGGUGGCGCAGGGGGCCGAUGCGCGGCCCUCCCUGCUGCAGGCGUUCCCUGACGCCGGCCAGCCGCGCACGCCAGUCUCCCCGGGGCAGCAGCAGCGCCUGCUUGCAGCCCAGCGCCUCGCCGCCGCGCGCAGCGGCACCCUGCCCUCGCCCACCAGCAGCUGGAACCGCAGCAUCAUGCAUGGGGCCGACAAGCACCGCUCGCUGUUUGAGGCGUUUUCAGGGAUGCGCGAGGGCGAGGACCCGGAGAGCGUGUCGACCAUCGGCGGCGCGACCGGGCAGCGCUACGCGGCGGCCGCGCGCUCGGGUUCCAUGCCGCACGACCCGGGCUCCUCCUGGCCUCGCUCCGUGAUGCACGGCCCCGACAAGCACCGCUCCCUCUUCGAGGCCUUCGGCAACCUCAAGCCGUCCUGCGCCGGCGGAGAUGACCCGUCGGCGUCGCAGUCAUUCAUGCAGUCAGCGAUCAAGGGACCCGACACCCGCGGGCCGCUGCAGAGCGCCUUUGAUAACUCCCCCGCGCCUGAUCAGGAGCGCACGUGGGCGGCCGGCGACACAAAUACAAAAGCGCUUGGCCUCGCCCUCAAGCGCCAGCUCAGCGAGCCGGGGGGCCCCGGGUCCAGUCACCCGCCGUCCACCUCAGCCCCGGACGACGAAGGCAAGGGCACCGAUGCAUUUGACGCCGAGGAGCUGGACAACGAUGCGACGGUGUUCCAUCCGAGCGACCUUGCCGAGCGCCGCGUGCGCCUGGCCAUCGGCCUCAAGCGCUACUUCCACGGCAAGAGGAUGGAAGGACUGCUGUCCACCGGGGCGCUACGCGUGCUUGACAAUGCCAUGGACACGAUCAUCGACAAGCCGGACAGCAUCCGCAGUGGCUGGAGCAUCCUGGAGAGGGACGCCAGCGGCGGCCGCCUCAUGCGCUGGUUCGCGCACCUCGUUUACUUGCUCCGUAAGACGGUGAUCCGGCUGCGGCGGCGGCGGCCGGACUCGAAUAGCUGCUGGCAAGCGGUGCGGCGGGGGCUGGCAUGGCCGCUGCUGCAGGCGGGCCAGCUGGCGCACGUGGUGCUGAGCAAGGCCAUGCUGCUGUCCUGCGAGGUCGCCCUCGAGUACAUGCUCGGCCUCACCUACUCCCCUCAGGUGCAGCUGAUGCGCGCGAACGCGAUGACGGGGCCGCUGCUGCAGGAGGUGGACAGCGAGCUGGGGCAGGUAUGGCGCUUCAUCCUGGAGCGGGAGGUGGAGGCGCCGGAGCGUUUCCAGGCCAUCCAGUCCUACCGUGCCACCAUGGCCGUCCUGCGCAAGCAGGCCGACUUUGUCAAGCAGCUCUUCGAUUCCGGCGUCGUUGAGGACGCCGAGCGCGACGAGCUUCUCACGCCGAUAGACAGGCGGGAGCGGCAGCUGUCACGCAAAGGCCCUGUUUGGCGCUCACCCAUGGCAUUUGAUGUGCUGCGCAACCUGCCCUUCCUCCGCCAUGUGCCCCCACGAGCAGUCGAGGUGGUGCUGCGGCACGGGCAGCUGCACAUGUGCCGCAACCAGGAGAUGGUGCGGUCGGGCAAGGACGGCCGCGGCCUCUUCAUCGUCAUUAACGGCCUCGUGCGCAUCGGCUAUCGCGACCCCCUCGGCAACACCCAGGAGUACUUCCUCGGCACCGGUGGCAUAAGCGGGCUGUACCACUCGCUGACAGGGGAGCACCUGCCUGGAGGCCGCCUGGAGGCUGUGGCAGAGGGCAACGCUCUGGGCAAGGGGCCUGUGGUCUUUGAGGUGCACCAGAGCGCCAUCGAAAUUAUCCGCCGCCUCGCUGCCAAUGGGGAUGCCACGUUCCAGCAAGUGGAGGUGGACAUGUUCCGAAUGGCUGCGCUGUUUGUGGUGGAGCGCUUGAAGCCCUGGCUCAUGACUUACCUGGCCGCCCUGCUGGCCACAGCUGCACCUGCACCCCUGCACAUCCAUCACACUCCCCAGGACAAUGAUGAUGACAUGCAUGAGGAGGGUCCCUUUGGGGCAGACAAGUCCUUCACUGGGGCGCUGUCCACCACCGAUUUCGACAACGCUUCCAUGCAGGACAUCCAGGAGGUGGGCCGCGCGCGCGUGUGGGAUGCGUACCUGCAGCUGGUGCAGUCGCUGACAUCAUCGGAGCUGGUGGAGCUGCCGGCCAACGUGGGGUACCGCCACUGCUCUUCGGCUGUGCUCCUGCGCGGCAUCAUCAGCACCAGCGGCUCCCACUGCUCCGUCGUCUGCAAGACCCCCGCAGGGAAGGAGACCAGUCCAGAGCAGGACGAGAUGCUGGAGUACAAGGCGCCCUUCAUCCUGCCCUGGAUCGUGCUCAACAAGGAGAUGGCACCUGAACAGCCAGAGUCCUUCGUGCCCUUUGUCACCGGCCCAGAAGGCGCCAUUCUGAUGGUGUGCACGAGAGAGAACGCCCCCGGAGUCAAGGAAGCCUCUCUGCUCGACCUGAGCUCCAUUUCGGAGGACCUGCCCAAGGCGGAUGACUCCUCUGGCGGAGGGUCAGAACCACCCAAUGGGAAGACCGAGCAAGAGGAGAUCGACCCGGUGUCAGAACUGCCUGCCAAGUCCUCCAUCAGAAGGGUGAGUACAAAUCCAAAUCUGGCGCGGCACAGCAUAACGCGUGCGCCGCCGCUUGCACUCAGCGCCAGCGACACUGCGGCGGUGAUGGUCUCUCCGGAGGGGCCGCGCGAAGACGGCAAGGAGUCCCACUGGUGGCACAACCGCAAGCCGCCCUCGGGAGCCUCCAAGCACAGGAAGGGCCGCAAUAAUGGCAACGGAUUGGACUAGGGCUCCUCCAAGUGGGUAGGACUAGGGCACAUGCAGUUAUGGACUGCAGUUGAGCAAUUGGCGGAGAUGAACGGUGUGUGUAUUGAGGGGCAAAGGGGCUGAUCACGGACUUCUGUUGGGCAAUUGGCAGAGUAGAACAGUCUGUCUCUGGAGGGUGAAGAGUGGUUGGCGAGGAAGGUUCUGUAGAGAGAGCUUCGGUGCGUGGUGAUGAGCAAGAGUUCGGAACCAAGAAUGCGCCAGUGUGGGAUAAUACAGGUCGCACAAGGGAAAUGGUCAGCAUAAUAUUUAUGGGCACCCAUGUGCUUGUAGCAUGUUUUUCACAUUCAUAUGGCUUUGUGCUGAUUUAGCAGACAGGCCUGCACAAAGCAAAAUCUGCCUGCUGGACAGCCGAAUGCCAGCGAAGUAUCCUUUGAAGUGUGUGUCUUAUUCUUGUGCAUGUAGGGGAAGUACAUUUGUUGUUAGAAGUAUGGGGCAGUCAGCAGUGUGAAGCAUGGCCGCAUCCUGCCCCAGUAUGAAAUUGGGUUGCCUGCCAAUUGGACAUAUCUGUGAAUGCUGCUGACGCUUAAGAAGCAUGUGUAUUUUCAAUUUUUAAAAAUUCAGAUUUAUGCAGAGUCAUUGCUUUUUGUGCGAUUUUGCUGGCAUGGCAGAAGUGACAUCACUGCAUUGACGAUGUGUGUUUUCUGUCAGAACUGUACAUUCCCUUUUUCUUUGGUACCCAAUGGUGGUUUUAAGCUGUAAAACAGUAUUGCAGCCU